AUGCUGCGAGGACCCCGAGCCCUGGCUCCAGCCGCUGCAUCAACCCCUAAGGGGCUGCAGGUGAUGAGUCCCACCGAGCUGUGGCCUUCUGGCCUCAGCAGCCCCCAGCUCUGCACCACCACCACCACCUACUACACUUCGGUGUACCCGCAGACGGUGUCGUCUUCCGCGGUGCCUGGCACCUGCCUCGAUGCCACCCCUCACGGACCAGAGGGCCAAGCUGUACGAUGUGUGCCCGCAGGCCGGCUGCCGGCCAAGAGGAAGCUGGACCUGGAGGGGAUUGGGCGGCCUGCAGUCUCUGAAUUCCGGACCCCCAAGGGGAAGUGCAUUCGAGUGGAUGGCCUCCCCAGCCCCAAAACUCCCAAGUCCCCCGGGGAGAAGACACGGUAUGAUACGUCUCUGGGACUGCUCACCAAGAAGUUUAUUUACCUCCUGAGCGAGUCGGAGGAUGGGGUCCUGGACCUCAACUGGGCCGCUGAGGUACUGGAUGUGCAGAAGCGACGCAUCUAUGACAUCACCAACGUGCUGGAGGGCAUCCAGCUCAUCCGCAAGAAGGCUAAGAACAACAUCCAGUGGGUAGGCAGGGGAAUGCUUGAAGACCCCACCGGGUCCGGGAAGCAGCAGCAGUUGGAGCAGGAGCUGGAGGAGCUGAGGAACAUGGAGCAGGCCUUGGACCAACUCAUCCAGAGCUGCUCUGUGAGCUUUAAGCAUCUGACAGAGGACAAGACCAACAAGAGGCUGGCCUAUGUGACUUACCAGGACCUCCGGGCUGUUGGCAACUUUAAGGAGCAGACGGUCAUCGCUGUCAAGGCCCCUCCGCAGACGAGGCUGGAAGUGCCCGACAGGAGCGAGGAGAAUCUGCAGAUAUAUCUAAAGAGCACCCAAGGGCCCAUUGAAGUCUACCUGUGCCCAGAGGAGGUACAGGAGCCAGACAGCCCUGCCAAAGAGCCGUUUCCCUCCACCUCUAACCUUGACCCCAGCCCUGACUCUGCCCAGUCCAACAUCGCUACCAGCCCUGGCAUCAUGGAACACGAAGCAUCUUCAGUUUGGGCAUCAGAACCAAAUGUGACCCUUGGCUGUUUGUCUCCAGCGCCAGCAACGACUCCCCAGCACGUCCUGCAGUCACCCCUUGUCCCCCUGGAGGCCACUGACAACAUGUUGGAUCUGCCACACCCACUUCUGCAGCAGACUGAAGACCAGUUCCUGUCCCCGACGCUGGCAUGCAGCUCCCCCUUGAUCAGCUUCUCCCCACCCUUGGAUCAGGAUGAUUACCUGUGGGGCUUGGAUGGGGGCGAGGGCAUCAGCGACCUCUUCGACUCCUAUGAUCUUGGAGACCUGUUGGUUAACUGA
This is a messenger RNA of Chrysochloris asiatica (Cape golden mole), 1350 nucleotides long. RefSeq names its product E2F transcription factor 2 (gene E2F2). NCBI's taxonomy places the organism in Eukaryota, Metazoa, Chordata, Mammalia, Afrosoricida, Chrysochloridae. Gene Ontology annotation, cellular component: RNA polymerase II transcription regulator complex. Gene Ontology annotation, molecular function: RNA polymerase II cis-regulatory region sequence-specific DNA binding; DNA-binding transcription factor activity, RNA polymerase II-specific; protein dimerization activity. The record is from RefSeq and is a predicted model, not a curated record. The transcript has 7 exons. Gene Ontology annotation, biological process: regulation of transcription by RNA polymerase II. The coding region runs from base 1 to 1350 and encodes 449 amino acids.